AUGAUCACAACACACAAGCUAUACCUGCAUCCUGCCUUAGUCAAGGAGAUCCAUUUUAAAAAUGUUAUCGAGAUAACUGCACGGGUUUACCUGGAGAAUGCAGUGCCCUGUGAUCAGACACUGACUGAGGGCUUCCCACCUGGAGCCUCGGGCCCCUCGGAGGGAGGGGCGGGCCGGACCCUCCUCCCUCAGGUGGGCCUCCUCCGGGGCAUUCCGCAUGUGGGCCCACCUCAGAGCAGAAGUCUGUACUGGCCAACGGCAGGUAGCUGGCUAGAGACACGGACCAAAAGCGCCCAAAAGCCUGGGGCCACCCCGGGGGCGGCCUCAGGAGCCUGGCCCAACCCAACAGCACCUCUGCAGGAGCUCUUGUGGUCCGGAGGCUGCCGGAAAGGCAGAGGGAGAAGGGCUGAAGAGGGUGGAAGGCCUGAGUGUGGGCGUUACGCUAAGGCUGGGGUUCUUAACCUGGCAGCUGUGAGUCAGGAUUAG
This is a messenger RNA of Rangifer tarandus platyrhynchus (Svalbard reindeer), 486 nucleotides long. Lineage: Eukaryota; Metazoa; Chordata; Mammalia; Artiodactyla; Cervidae. The record is from the annotation of a GenBank genome assembly.